AAUGGAACAAGCGCGAUUUGGAGUUCGUUUGAACUUUGUUUCAUAAAUUUUGUUGAAAACUAUAAAACAUGUUUUCUAAUAGCUCUCAGAAAAAAUACUGGACCUUUUCUAAUCCAGAGCAAAUAACACAGUAUCGUGAAAAUGCUAACAAAAAUUAUAUAAACAGUCUUGCAUCAUGUGGAAAGUCUGUGAAAGACUGCUUUCUAACUGCAGAAGAAGAGUUAACGAUUGUCAAAUAUUACGAAAACUGCCUUAAAGAUUUCUUACUGCACUUCAAACCAAGGAAGGAACCCUUACCAAAGGACGUAAAAGGGACAGCAUUCCAUUUUUACAAACGAUUCUUCUUAGUAAGCUCUGUCAUGGAUUAUCAUCCAAAGGAAAUGGUAAUGACCUGCAUAUAUUUGGCUUGCAAGAUAUGUGAGUAUGUUGUUCCGAUCGACGUGUUUGUGAGAAGCAUCGAAGGCAACCAGAAAUUGGUGAAGAACAUUAUUCUGGAUCAGGAGAUGGAAUUACUGUAUCGUAUGGGCUUCAAGCUCAAUAUUUUUCUUCCCCACCGAUCCAUUGAGGGCUUGAUGAUUGACCUCAGGACUCGUAGCAACCUGCAAAAACCCGAGCGAUUGUACGACCACAUCAAUCGGUUCUUGGGAUCCAUGUGGUUCACAGACAUCUGCCUUCUGUACUCUCCGGCACUCAUUGCUCUGGCCGCAGUCAUGCAUGCUGUCAGCCGAUGCAGAGAAAACAUUGACAACUUUGUGAUAUACACUCUGCUCGGCUGUCCUCCGGAAAGCAUACAAAAUGGCAUAAUUGCCACUGUGCGUGACAUCCGCUCCACCGUGAUGAGGUAUAAAGGUCCUCCUACAAUAGAAGAAAUCACAGAGUUGGAGAAGAAAUUGGCCAUUUGCCGCAACCCCAUGAAUAACCCAACUAGCAAAGUGUGGGUUCAAACAACGAAUGAUGGAGUAUGCUUUGGAGUCUUAUGGACAGUAGAAGCCUUGGUUCAUUAAAGGUUUUGUUGCUAUUCUUUUUUUUAGAAAAUAAAAGAGAACAUUCAUUUGG
Messenger RNA from Homalodisca vitripennis (glassy-winged sharpshooter), 1056 nucleotides. RefSeq names its product cyclin-H-like. Gene Ontology annotation, molecular function: cyclin-dependent protein serine/threonine kinase regulator activity. Gene Ontology annotation, cellular component: nucleus; transcription factor TFIIK complex. The record is from RefSeq and is a predicted model, not a curated record. Bases 69 to 1004 code for a protein of 311 amino acids. Lineage: Eukaryota; Metazoa; Arthropoda; Insecta; Hemiptera; Cicadellidae. The transcript has 6 exons. Gene Ontology annotation, biological process: regulation of transcription by RNA polymerase II; DNA-templated transcription; regulation of cyclin-dependent protein serine/threonine kinase activity.